Dermatophagoides farinae (American house dust mite) is the source of this 2209-nucleotide messenger RNA. The record is from RefSeq and is a predicted model, not a curated record. Lineage: Eukaryota; Metazoa; Arthropoda; Arachnida; Sarcoptiformes; Pyroglyphidae.
GACAACUAAUCAUUUCUGAUGAGAGAUUGAUUGUUUUUGAAAAUUUCAAUUCUUUUUUUCACAUUUGUUCGUCACGAAAUUCUUGGUGCCAAAAGAAGCCAAAAAACAAAAGGAAGAAACAAAAAAAAGACAACAAUUCUAUAGUCAGUUUUUUCGAGUGUGUGCAAAUUUCACCAGUAUUCCGGAUCAUUAAUAUAUAGCAAGAGUGAAAAACAAUUAAUUUAGAUCCACCUCGUGGUAAUACCCGUCAAAAGUAAUCCAACAAAAAACCGUUUGAAUGUUCAUAACGAAUCCAUACGUAACGUAUCCACAACGUUCAUCGUUACAUCGUUACCAUUUUGGUCGUAGAGCGGCCAUUGGCGAGAAACAUGAACACAUGUUUCUCCGUGCAAUAGGCAAGGCCAUGCAGUAUUAUCGUAUCUGGAUAUAUUCCUGUAAUGCAGCAUUAUUUAUUGGAACAUUCAUAUAUUUAGUUGCCUUUAUUACGGUUAUUACUGAUUCACGUUUAAGCCUUUUUCCAAAUAUUCGCCUUUAUCAUCCAUCAUUCAUUUAUGCCUAUUUAGCCAUUAUUAUACAAGGAGGAAUUGUACAGGCAAUCGGCUGUCUUGGUGCACUUAAGCUCAAUGAAAGUUAUUUACAUUUAUAUCUAGUAACAAUGUCCGUAUUAGUAUUUGGUGAUGCUAUCGUUGGUGUUGUAUGGGCUUUACGAUAUAAAAAUAUGACAAUGAAUCUUAAAAGUGACCUCAAAAAUCAAAUUUUUAAUGAAUAUGAUACCAAUACAGAAUUACGGAAUGUUUGGGAUGAUAUUCAAGCCAAUUGGAAUUGUUGUGGUGUUGAUGGUCCAACCGAUUAUAAUGUAUCUACAUGGGCUUCACAUUUUCUUCCAUUACCAGAAUCACAACAUUUAGUAUUACCAUUAAGUUGUUGUCAUCCGGAAGAGCCUACAUUUGGUCCACCACAUAAUGAAUGUAUUACGAAAAUGAAUGAACAUGUAUUUAGUAAUGGAUGUUAUGAUCACAUCUAUCUUUGGUUACAGAAUUCAACUGAUCUAUUAUUAGUACUUGGUUUUUGUGUGAUUACAUUUGUCAAGUUGUGCUUCCUAUUUUUAUUACGCUCAGAAAUAAAAGAAAUGAUUGAAAAAAUCAAAGUGAUCAAAGGUGAAUCCGGCAGUGAUACUCCAAUGUUACCCUUUCAAGAUAUUGAAGCCUAUUUACCAAGACCAUCAAUGCAACAACAACAAGAUCAAACAGGAACGGCAAUAGGCACAACAACAAUGUUGCUCAAUCCAUCAUCAACAACAAUGACAGCUGCAACUAGUCAACAUCCAAUGAUUUUUCGUGGUAAUUCUAUACAGGAAAGAUGCCAUUGUCGUCUUAGUGCAGCAAGUGGUUAUAUAAAUCCAACAGCAACAGCAACAACCAAUCUAAUCAAUACAUUAACUGGUUCACGUACAAUAUUAAGCUAUUCGGCAGCUAAUCUUGCUGCAUGUCAAUCGUUUUCAAAAAAACAUAGUAUUGUAUGAUUGAUCGAUAAUUAUCAAAAAAAAAAAAAAAAAAAAAAUUGCAGCUAUUAUUUAUAAUCAACGACAACAAUAAUUAUAUAUACAAAAUGACAAAAGUGUUAAAAUUAAGAGAAUAAUAAAUGAAUAUACUGGCAAUCUUAUGUGAGAAAAGAUUGAAAAAAAAUACUUAAUCAACCGGAAAAUCGAAAAACCAAUCAACAAGGAAUGUAUAUUUUUGCUUUGCCCAUGUAUGACAUAAUAUAUUCAACAACAACAACAACAACAACAACGGCAACAACAACAACAUCAAAUUAAUUCAUCAUUGUGUUUAUUCAAGAAUGUUUGUGUGCAUGUGAAUGUGGAUGUUGUUGGCCCAAAUUAAGUGAUAUGACAACAACAACAACAACAACAAAACACUUAUACAACAGACACAAAUAUACAAAAAUAGAUUCAGAUAUCAAAGUGAUUCAAGUGCUUCUUCUGUUUCAGAUAAAAAAAAUCUUAUAUAUUGUAUAUAUAUUAACAAACAAAAUUUUGAUUUCCAACUUUUUUUUUCUUUCUUUUUUUUUUGUUUUCCAUAGACAUUUUCAGUGUGGGCGUGUUUAUAUGCAUGAAUAUUCUUGUUCUUCUUUGUCAUCAUCAUUCCUUUUAUUUUUAUUUUUUUUUUUUCAUUAGCCAAACUAUAAACCAUCGAUUCUUAUAUUAUUU